Molecule: messenger RNA, 663 nt
Organism: Prunus armeniaca (apricot)
Lineage: Eukaryota; Viridiplantae; Streptophyta; Magnoliopsida; Rosales; Rosaceae
Source: the annotation of a GenBank genome assembly
AUGACAGUAUCUGGUAUAAACUCUUUCCAAAGGAAGACGAAGACCUUGAUCGAAAGUUCGAAACAGUCGAAGGGGAAGGGGCGUAGUACAAACACUGGGAUGAAUCAAGGUGCUAACCUUCCAACACCUUCAUCUCACGCCACAAGCGAGGAGCAGGAGCGUCGUCAUCAUGGCAGUUCUACUAAGGAAUUGCACAAAUGUAUUUGCUUUGCCAUCACAAUGCUAGCUGUGCUUCUCCCAAUCAAGCGCGGAGCUGAAGUCGCGUCUCUUUUUGUCACGGACCGCGUUACUAUGCUGGCGUUCAUCGUUGCUUUGUUGGUUUACUUCGGCUCAUAUGCUGCCAAGAUACUCCAAGCUCAUGAUAAUCCAGACUUGGCCGAGGUCAUGGAUAAGAUUAGCCUCUUGUCUGGAACUUUUGCGUUGAACUUAGAAUUGCUAAUCACUGUUCCAGCUUUGGGAUGGUUUGCCAUCUUCGUGUGGAGCAUUUGUCUUGCGAUAGCUGUAUCAAAGUCAUACCAUCAAAGUGCAGUUGUGGUGAGAAGAUUGUAUCAAAGUGGAGCUGAAGAACUUGCUCAUGCAUCUGAAAAGUUGAAAGAGCUCUUCAGGAAUAUUAUUGGCUACUUGACCGAGGAUGCCGAGCAGCAAAAUGGGCUGCCCGUAUAA